AUGACUGGCAUCAGUAUUCAGGAUGAAUGGACAACAUUAAUGAAGAUGAACCAAUACUGGUGCUUCAAUGAAGGUAGGCUUCAAGUACUGGAAUGCAUUUUCACAUUCCAGUCCCGAGAACAGAUUGAUAACACUGACAUUACUCUCACCAUGGCUGGUGAAAACUCUAGGUCCAGAAGAUUGCCUCUCCAAGACUUUGCCGUAUUCUCGGUCCGAAUCCUUACUACCAUUGCAGCUUUCUUCUCUCCACCGUACGCUUUACGUGCAUACGCUAAAGAAGGAAGAAAAGCAAGUGGAACCAAAGAUAAAGUAACUGGUGAUCUUAUAGCCCAAGCCACAGGCUAUGGUGGCGGCGGAGGUGGUUAUGGUGGCGGCGGAGGUGGUUAUGGAGGAGGUGGUUAUGGUGGCGGCGGAGGUGGUUAUGGAGGGGGUGGUUAUGGUGGCGGCGGAGGUGGUUAUGGUGGCGGCAGAGGAGGAGGCAAGAUCCAAUUACUUGCUGUUCCCAUUUCGCUAGGAAUUGGCAGAGGCCAUGGUGGGGGCGGUGGUUAUGGAGGUGGAGGCCGCGGUUACGGAGGCGGAGGCGGUUAUGGUGGUGGUGGUGGCAUUACUCUUCUUGGUCUUGUGAGCGGCAAAGGAGGUGGUGGCUAUGGUGGUGGCGGUGGCUAUGGAGGUGGAAGUAGCGGAUAUGGAGGUAUAAGCAGUGGAUAUGGUGGUGGAAGUAUUGGAUAUGGUGGAGGAGGCAGUGGAUAUGGUGGAGGAAGCAGUGGAUAUGGUGGAGGAGGUAGUGGAUAUGGUGGAGGAAGUAGUGGAUAUGGCGGAGGAGGUAGUGGAUAUGGUGGAGGAAGCAGUGGAUAUGGCGGAGGGAGUAUUGGAUAUGGCAAAGGGAGUAUUGGAUAUGGCGGAGGAGGCAGUGGAUAUGGUGGAGGAGGCAGCGGAUAUGGUGGAGGAGGUAUUGGAUAUGGCAGCAGUGGGCAUUAA
This is a messenger RNA of Limulus polyphemus (Atlantic horseshoe crab), 978 nucleotides long. RefSeq names its product glycine-rich cell wall structural protein 1.0-like. The transcript has 2 exons. NCBI's taxonomy places the organism in Eukaryota, Metazoa, Arthropoda, Merostomata, Xiphosura, Limulidae. Bases 1 to 978 code for a protein of 325 amino acids. The record is from RefSeq and is a predicted model, not a curated record.